Messenger RNA from Podarcis muralis (Common wall lizard), 1362 nucleotides. It is a transcript of the gene CALML6, whose product is annotated as calmodulin like 6. Gene Ontology annotation, molecular function: calcium ion binding. Gene Ontology annotation, cellular component: myosin II complex. Lineage: Eukaryota; Metazoa; Chordata; Lepidosauria; Squamata; Lacertidae. The record is from RefSeq and is a predicted model, not a curated record.
UUGGUGGAAAAAGUCCAGAAGGGAAAUAAUUACAAAUUGGAAGGAAAGGAUCUCUUUUUGCUAUCUUUCUCAUUCCCCUGCAGCUGUAGCUAUUUCCUCGCUCCAUUCUUUGAAAUGUAUGGGUGUUUUUUGUUUUUUAAAACACCCUCUUUGUCCUAAAAAGAGCCUUUAGAAGCAGCGAGAGUGCUUCCACUCACUUAUUUCCACGUCGCCAGAAUGUCGUGGGGGUCAUACUUUAUGAAGCAAAUAAUGCAAUCCUAGAGACGUCUGCUCAGAUGUAAACUCCCAUUGAAUCCAGUGGACCUUAUUUCCAGUCGAUCGCCCUGACGCCGGAGCAGAUCACCGAGUACAAGGGCAUCUUUGAGAUGUUCGACGAAGAGGGGAACGGCUUGGUGAAAACGGAUGAGCUGGAGAGGCUCAUGAGCCUGAUUGGCAUCAACCCCACCAAGAGAGAGCUGGCAACGAUGGCAAAGGAUGUGGACAAAGACAACAAAGGCACCUUCAACUGUGAUGGGUUCCUGGUUUUGAUGGGGAUGUACCACGAAAAGUCAAAAAACCAGGAUGAAGAGCUAAGAGCAGCUUUCAAGGUCUUUGAUCAGGAGCACAAAGGCUACAUUGACUGGAACACCUUGAAGUACGUGCUGACGAACGCUGGGGAGCCGCUGAACGAACAGGAAGCAGAACUCAUGAUGAAAGAAGCUGACAAAGACGGGGAUGGGACCAUUGACUACGAAGAGUUUGUGGCGAUGAUGACUGGCGAAUCAUUUAAAUUGACCCAAUAAGGCCCACUGGAAGAAAUUAAUUCUUGAUGUCUGAGUCCCGUCCCCCCCCUCUCUCUCCACCCAAGCGACUUUCCUGCUUGCAAUGUAAAUAGACAAAAGGGGCAAGUCUCACAAUGUCUGUAGGUAAAAUAAAAAAUAUUGGUGUACAGAUCUCUACAUCCCUACAGCAAGAUGUUUGCAAGCAAAGAGGGGUGAGGGAAAUCCAGUCCCAGUGUGUAUCUACAUGACAGAGUUAAAACAGGUGUAAAAGUGUAAUUCGGUCGUUCUGCAAAAAGAGCCAGGCUAAGCCACUUUACCAGAGGAUUCUUCUUCAGCUACAAUUCCCAGAAUUCUUUAGAGAAGACCCCAGAACUCCAACAGGCAUCUACCCCAUACAAAGUUAGCAUAGCUUUAAGGCUGUGUACUCACAAUACUUUUAAAGCACAUUAUUUCCCCCAAAGAAUCCAGUGAGCUGCAGUUAACCGUGCUGGGACUUGUAGCUAUGUGAGGGGUAAACUACAGCUCUCAGGAAUCUUCAUGGGAAAUAAUGUGCUUUCAAUGUGCUAGAAAUACAUGGUGUGCGCCCAGCUCAAGUUAAAUC